GUUCAACAGCAUCUCUUCCAUCGAUUGUGGCCAUGUCGAGAUCAAGCGAUCGAAUCUCGACCGCUAUUGACCAACACUCGGACGACUUGCGGCGAUUGAGUCUCGAGAUACAUUCACAUCCAGAACUGGGCUACGAAGAACACCAUGCACAUGACGUGCUAACAAAGUUUCUGGACAGAAAGGGCUUCACAGUGACAAAGCAUGCCGGUGGAGUGGAGACUGCGUUUAUUGCGGAAUGGGAGGUUGGUGGAGACGGGAAUGGGGAACCUGUCACGAUUGCUUUCCUUUCAGAAUAUGAUGCAUUGCCAGACAUAGGCCACGCUUGCGGGCACAAUUUGAUCGCCAUAUCAGGUGUCGCUGCGGCUUUGGCCUGCAAAGCAAGUUUGGAAGUCACACGUCCACCGUUUCGAACCACUAUCAAGCUGUUUGGAACACCCGCUGAAGAGACUCGAGGCGGUAAAUUGGACCUCUUGAACGCGAACCUCUUUAAUGGCGUCGACAUUGCCAUUAUGGCACAUCCUGGCAACGUUAAUGUCGCUCGACCGUUCUUUAUGGCGAUGCAGGAACUGGUCGUAGAAUUCUUUGGAAAACCAGCUCAUGCUGCCGCUGAACCUUGGGCGGGCAUUAACGCUCUGGACGCAGCCGUGAUGGCCUACAAUUCAGUAUCCGCAAUGAGACAGCAGAUUCUUCCGACUGAUCGGGUUCAUGGAAUAAUAACUCAUGGUGGAGCUGCAGCCAAUAUUAUUCCGGAUUAUACGAGACUGGAAUAUUACAUCCGCUCUGCCAAAAUCGCUGAUUUGCGCACGCUGAAAGAUCGCAUUACGGCAUGCUUUCAAGGUGCGGCUACUGCCACAGGAUGCACCUUUAAAGUGACAGAAUGUCCUGCCUAUGCCGAUUUGAAGAACAACUCUGUCCUUGCCAAACUGUUUGAGGAAGAGAUGAUGAAAAUGGAUGCUGAUUUCGGAGAUAUUGCAGUGCUGGAAAAGAUUCCAAGGGGUAGUACAGAUAUGGGCAAUGUGACUCAAGUGAUCCCUGGAAUUCACCCGCUAUUUGACAUUGUGGGGGCAGUAGGGAAGUUUGAUAUUCACACAAAAGAAUUUGAGCGGCAAGCUGCAGCUGAGAGUGCCCAUAUAGCUACGUUGAGGUGCGCAAAGGCGCUGGCUCUCGUGGGCUAUCAAUGUGUAGUUGAUUCAGAGCUGCGGGGGAGAGUCAAGGAGGAUUUCGCGCGGACAUAAUACCCAAUGGGGCAUUGAGGAGAAGUUGGGUGGGCUUUCUGAAAUCACUUGAAUUUUGAUGGCUCACAACCUUUAAACUCACCAUCUCCUCGGGCUAAAAUAAAGUUGACACAUUUUAUCUCAUCGAGGAUGGAAGCAAAGCGGAAGCUAAACAAUUGAAACUUGUGAAAGGCAAGUGAAGCAGGUUUCAAACCAGUCUGUUUAAUAGCCAACCUAAUGGCGGAUCGAAUCGGCUGGACUGGCAACAUGUGGUCAGCAAUGUCCCAAAACCCAAAUGCUUUGUGGGCACCGCUGAGUUUUGG
Spizellomyces punctatus DAOM BR117 is the source of this 1537-nucleotide messenger RNA. RefSeq names its product amidohydrolase. The record is from RefSeq and is a predicted model, not a curated record. Gene Ontology annotation, molecular function: dipeptidase activity. The transcript has 12 exons. Lineage: Eukaryota; Fungi; Chytridiomycota; Chytridiomycetes; Spizellomycetales; Spizellomycetaceae. Bases 33 to 1235 code for a protein of 400 amino acids.